Messenger RNA from Erythranthe guttata (spotted monkey flower), 1786 nucleotides. RefSeq names its product putative serine protease EDA2. Gene Ontology annotation, molecular function: dipeptidyl-peptidase activity; serine-type exopeptidase activity. The record is from RefSeq and is a predicted model, not a curated record. Gene Ontology annotation, biological process: proteolysis. Gene Ontology annotation, cellular component: vacuole. Lineage: Eukaryota; Viridiplantae; Streptophyta; Magnoliopsida; Lamiales; Phrymaceae.
UCUUUGUCGUAAAAGAGCACUACUACCACUAAAAAAAAAUUCCGAUUGUAGAAAUUACAACACGAUGAAGCUCGCCGCACCUUCGCCGGCGUUGUAUAUCGCCGUUUUCCUGUUAAUUACGACGGUUGCGUCGAUCGGCGCGUCGCCGCCGCGGCUUAUGCGGCUGCCGGCGUCCAGCAACAAAAAUUACUUGACGAAUGAAGAGCACUGGUUCAAUCAAACCCUCGACCACUUCUCCCCUUACGAUCAUCGUCAAUUUCGGCAACGGUAUUAUGAAUAUCUUGACGAUUUUCAGACACCCAAUGGACCGAUAUUUCUCAAGAUAUGCGGAGAAUCUGCUUGCAGUGGAAUCACCAAUGAUUAUUUGGCUGUUUUGGCGAAGAAGUUUGGAGCAGCUGUCGUUUCUCUCGAGCAUCGUUACUAUGGAAAGAGCACCCCUUUUAAUUCGUCCACCACAGAGAAUCUGAGAUAUCUUUCGUCGAAACAAGCACUUUUCGAUUUGGCUGCUUUCAGACAGUAUUAUCAGGAGUCGUUGAAUUUGAAGCUCGAAAGAUCGAAUAUCGAUAAUCCAUGGUUUGUGUUUGGUGUUUCGUAUUCGGGAGCACUUAGCGCAUGGUUCCGUCUCAAGUUUCCUCACCUUACUUGUGGAAGUCUUGCUAGCUCUGCAGUUGUCGAAGCAGUUUACAAUUUCACGGAUUUCGAUAAGCAGAUAGGUGAAUCUGCGGGCCCCGAGUGCAAAUCUGUCUUGCAAGAAAUCACUCGUCUUGUUGAUCAGAAACUCGAAUCUAAUGGAAAAGCACUAAAGACGUUAUUUAGCGCCGCCCAACUAAAAAACGACGGUGAUUUCAUGUAUUUUCUGGCAGAUGCUGCAGUUACAGCGUUCCAAUAUGGAAAUCCCGAUAAAGUAUGCAUCCCUCUAAUCGAAGCAAAGAAAGCCGGAAAAGAUCUAGUGGAAGCAUAUGCUACAUACGUAAAGGAGUACUAUGUAAAGAGUUUGGGUGUCAGUGUCGAGACAUACGACCAACAACAUUUGAAGAAAACAACAUUGACAGGUGGCAGUUCCGAUCGAUUAUGGUGGUUCCAAGUCUGUACAGAAGUUGCUUAUUUUCAAGUCGCACCUUCAAACGACAGUAUUCGCUCCUCAAAAGUCGAUACUAGGUACCAUUUGGAUCUCUGUAAAAAUGUAUUCGGGGAAGGCGUAUUUCCUGAUGUUAAUGCGACAAAUUUAUACUACGGAGGCAAAAGAAUUGCUGGGUCGAAAAUAAUCUUCACAAACGGAUCACAGGACCCGUGGCGACAUGCAUCGAAACAGACUUCGUCGCCCGAGAUGCCUUCGUACAUCAUAAAAUGUCAUAACUGUGGACAUGGAACCGACAUGCGCGGCUGUCCCCAGUCUCCUUUGGUUCCUGAAGGCGAUGCAAAGAAUUGCAGCUCACCGGACGCAGUUAAUACGGUAAGGAAACAAAUCAUCGAACACAUCGAUUUGUGGCUAUCUCAAUGCCAAAGUUCGGGUGCAUGUUCAAUGUAAAGAAAACUAUGUCAGAGAAAAACACGAAACAUCAUUUGACUAUCAUCAUCAGAUUUGUGUCACAAUUUCUGCAAAUGUAUAGAUCUAUCAUUUAGUAGGUUGUAAUUUUUUCAAUUGGUUUAAUGUAAUGAAAAAAAUCAUCUGACUGGAAACUUUUUACCGUUCAGCACGUAGAGAGUUUAGACGGGCAUUCGACGAGUGCGCGUAAUUAAACGUUGGAACUUUCAGCCAACCCUUUUAAUCUUACACCAUUUUUGU